Molecule: messenger RNA, 2713 nt
Organism: Anopheles stephensi (Asian malaria mosquito)
Lineage: Eukaryota; Metazoa; Arthropoda; Insecta; Diptera; Culicidae
Product: zinc finger protein 354A-like
Exons: 5
Coding region: 110-2455 (781 amino acids)
Cellular component (GO): nucleus
Source: RefSeq, a predicted model, not a curated record
UGGAAGCUGAAGGUGUCAAAAGGCGCGCUCCAAACGUCAAACAAAUGUUGAUUUCUGUCUUGGAUAAAAACACAUUCUACUGUAAUCAAAACAAAGCACUUGGCGUAAGAUGAGCGAUCAUGAUGUUGCACAAGACGACGAGAUUCUUGUUGACGAUGGUACCGGUCUGUACUCGCACUGCUAUUUGUGCCACACUCCAGCCGUGCAAGAUGAAUUUUGUCAACUUUUCCCCGAGCCGAACUUUUUCUCGCCCGCUAAAACGAUAUGUGAUGUGCUGGAUGUAGCACUGAUGCCGGAACUGUGCCACUCGCUGAUCAUUUGCAAGAGCUGCAAUGCACUGUGCGCGGAGUAUCAGUCGUUGGUAGAACGUAUGGAAAUGAUCCACAGGACCAUCACAACGACCUACAAUCAAACCGUGAUGAAGCUGACGGGGCUGACGGAGACGGACAUCAAGGAAGGGUUGGUGGCGGUUGAGUACAACGACAACCUUGACACGGAACUGCACACCUUCAACAAAGAGCUGAUGUCUAUGGAAGAAAUGUUUGGAGAGCUAAAUCCGGACGAGAUACAGGUGGACCCAUCCUACGAGACCCUGCAAGAUAACGCUUCUCAUCUGGAACAAAACGAUCCGGACGAGCCGGCGGCAGAAGACUGUGUGCAGUUUAUAAAGGUCGAUGAGCACGUUACACCCCUGCUGCCGACCGAUUCCGACGAGAUGGUGCAGAAGAAUGUCGGUGACGAAUUUUCUGGCGAAGAAACGCUCCAGCGGUAUAUAAUCGAUACGGAUGAAACGAUCGUGGAGGUGGAUGAAGAAGAUGGAACCGCAAUCUAUUGCGUCUACAAUGACGUUGUAGAGUCGUUUAGUGACCCGGAAGAGCAGCCGGAGACGGCGGUACCAGUGCUGGAUGGUGCAACGACCGAAAAUGGGUUUCUGGAGAAUGAUGAUGCUAUCAUCGACGGUGCAUCGCAAGCAAGUGAAAGUGGAGUAAACGAGAUUCAGGAAUCCGUAUCUGCAACCUCACUGCUGCUGAAUGAGGUAGAGCUCUCCGGAGCAGGAUCUCCACCACUAAACGAGAAAGAUGAUUUAAGGCCGUAUUAUAUAAAAAUAGAAAACUACUACUACUGCACCGUCUGCCCGACCGACAACGACGAAACAACGGUUUCUACGAACGGCAUCAAGCUGAUGGCAGAACAUUUAAGCAAAGAGCACAAUCUACUAGCCCAUAUCUGCCAACUGUGUGAUGCCAUAUACUUUCAGCGCGAAGCUUACGUUAACCACCUUGCCACACACGCCACACAAGAAGAAAGUGCGCUUGGGAGUGAACUGACCUGUGAUCAGUGCGAUGCCACGUUCACCAAACAAAAUGCGCUUGACCAGCACCGCAAGUCGCACCCGAGCGGAAAGAGCAAGGUGUGGCACUGUGAGCUGUGCGACAAGAAGUACACCUCGAAAGCGUUCUUUGAGGUGCACAUGAACAAGCACGCCGGUUUGCGGCCGUUCAAGUGUACCGUGUGCUCGAAAGAUUUUAGCUCCAAGUACGCGCUGGCAGUGCACCUGAAAACACACUACGAUCGUCCCCGUACGUUCGUGUGCAAGGAGUGUGGGAAUGCGUUUUACAGUCGGCACAAUUUGGUACAGCACGAACGGACGCAUCGGGCCGAGCGAGAGUACGAGUGUGGCGAUUGUGGGAAGAAAUUUUUCACCCAGCACAAUUUGAACGUACAUAAGGUUAUUCACAGUAGCAACAAGGCUUUUGCAUGUCGCCAGUGCGGAAAGAAGUUCGCCCGGAAAGCGGAAGUAAGAGACCACGAGCGGACGCACACAGGUGAGAAGCCAUUUGUGUGUGAUAUGUGUGAUUUGGCGUUUGCGCAACGGUCCAACCUUAACUCCCACAAGCGGCUAACACAUUUCAACGACAAGCGCUACAAAUGUGACCUAUGCGGGGCUUGCUUUAAACGGCGCAGGCUGCUCGACUAUCAUACGCGAGCGAUGCACACGGGAGAGCGGCCGUACAAGUGUGAUCUGUGUCCCGCUUCCUUCGUGUAUCCGGAACACUUUCAAAAACACAAACGCAUUCACACCGGCAUCAAGCCGUACGCGUGCGAGGUGUGCAACAAAACGUUCACCAGUCAGGACAAUCGGAAUGCGCAUCGUUACGUGCACAGCGACAAGAAACCGUACGAAUGUGUGACGUGCGGUACUGGGUUUAUGCGUAAGGCGCAGCUCUACACGCAUAUGCAGGAGCAGGGCCACCUGAACGACACGAUCGUGGUGAAUCAGCCGCGGAUCAGUGCGAACGAUGUGAUCGAGUUCGAGACGGAAUCGUUGGUGGUCGAUGGGCAGGCGGAUGGUGAACAACACCGGGAUGUGGAGGUCGGCUCGGACGAUGAACACGCACACAUAACGUUCAUUUGCGAUGAGGAGUACGUGGAUGGGGUUUCAGAAAUGGAAUAGGUAAACACAUGCUCACUUUUUCGUAGACUCGUUCCUCUGAACACUGAUUUUUAUGUUUGAUUUUUCCACAGUACAGCCUUCAGUAUGUAUUCAGGUGUGCUUUUAUCUUUUUUCUUUUUUUGAAUAAGAUUAAUAGUAACAGUAAGUUUGAUAAGUAAGACCUUUUGUGUAUGGAAGCUGCCAACUGCAUUCGCUACCGAACAGCGAAAGCGCGAAUAAAAGUCUGUUGCAAAACAGAUAGUCCUUUAGUGAAGAUAA